AUGCGCUUCUUCAUUGAUGAAAUCGAGUUGGUUUUGAGACACGGCGAACAAUGGCGCACAUUUCGUUCGAAGGUGCAAAGACCGAUUCUUCAGCCGCAGACGGUGAAGAAGUAUGUAGCACCUAUCGAAAUGGUGACAGAAGAUUUCAUCAGAUACAUGGAGAAUGCACGAGAUGAGCUUGGAGACUUGCCGAAAGACUUUGACAAUGAUAUCCAUAAAUGGUCUCUUGAAUGUAUUGGCCGAGUCGCCCUAGAUGUUCGACUAGGCUGUCUAUCAAAUGACCUAACGAACAACUCAGAGCCGCAAAGAAUAAUCGAUGCAGCAAAAUUUGCACUCAGGAACGUCGCAGUAUUGGAAUUAAAAGCUCCAUACUGGAGAUACAUACCAACACCACUUUGGACGAAAUACGUCAAUAAUAUGAACUUUUUUGUUGAACUCUGCACGCGUUACAUCAAUGAAGCGUUAGAACGCCUGAAAACCAAGAAGGUGACGUCAGAGAACGAUCUAUCUCUCUUGGAGCGCGUGCUGAAGAGUGAAGGAGACCCAAAAAUAGCUACCAUCAUGGCGCUUGAUCUUAUACUCGUUGGCAUCGAUACGAUAUCAAUGGCAGUAUGUUCGAUACUGUACCAGGCAGCGACAAGAGUGAAGCAACAAGAGAAAAUGGCGGAAGAAAUACGUAACGUACUCCCUGAUCCUAGCAAGCCAUUGACGUACGCUGACUUGGACAAACUUCACUACACUAAGGCGUUUGUUCGAGAAGUUUUCAGAAUGUAUUCAACUGUUAUUGGAAACGGCAGGACCUUACAGGAAGAUGACGUCAUUUGCGGAUAUCACAUACCAAAAGGCGUACAAGUCGUAUUCCCAACGAUAGUGACGGGAAAUAUGGAGCAAUUUGUAUCAAAUCCAAAGGAAUUUAAACCAGAGCGUUGGUUAGAAGGGAAUGGGAGGUUGCAUUCCUUCGCUUCUCUUCCGUAUGGUUUCGGAGCACGAAUUUGUUUGGGAAGACGAUUCGCUGAUCUCGAAAUACAGGUUCUAUUGGCUAAGCUAUUACGCCGCUAUAGACUAGAAUACCAUCACGACCCACUGGAAUACGCUGUGACAUUUAUGUAUGCACCCGACGGACCUCUACGUUUGCGUAUGAUUGAACGAUAA
Molecule: messenger RNA, 1152 nt
Organism: Pieris macdunnoughi
Lineage: Eukaryota; Metazoa; Arthropoda; Insecta; Lepidoptera; Pieridae
Source: the annotation of a GenBank genome assembly